CCCCGACUUCAUAAUUCUAGUACCUUCAUUUUCUUCUUCUUCUUGUUUCCCCUCUGCAUAGGGGAACCAUUUCACGACCGUCGCAGCGCUAUCGCAGCCGUCGUACAUUUUGAUCCAGGACACACUCAUAUAGAUUCUCUCUAUCUUUCUCUCUUUAUAUAAGAUUCUCUGCUUCAGAAAUGUCGACGGUUAUGCAGAAAAUCAAGGACAUCGAAGAUGAGAUGGCAAGGACUCAAAAGAACAAGGCUACUGCUCAUCACCUGGGUUUGCUCAAGGCUAAACUUGCAAAGCUACGGAGGGAACUCUUGGAACCUUCCUCGAAAGGAGGUGGUGGUGCUGGUGAUGGAUUUGAUGUUACUAAAAGCGGAGAUGCAAGAGUUGGUCUAGUGGGAUUCCCUUCCGUUGGGAAAUCUACACUGUUAAACAAGUUAACAGGGACAUUUUCAGAGGUUGCUUCCUAUGAAUUUACUACCUUAACUUGCAUCCCAGGUGUGAUCACGUAUCGAGGAGCUAAAAUUCAGUUGUUGGAUCUCCCUGGAAUUAUUGAGGGUGCUAAGGAUGGAAAAGGUAGAGGAAGGCAGGUUAUCAGCACUGCUAGGACAUGCAAUUGCAUUUUAAUUGUUCUUGAUGCAAUAAAGCCAAUAACCCACAAACGCCUGAUAGAGAAAGAGCUUGAGGGAUUUGGCAUAAGGUUGAACAAGGAACCACCUAAUCUGACUUUCAGGAAGAAAGAUAAGGGUGGAAUUAAUUUCACCUCAACGGUUACCAACACACUUCUAGACCUUGACACUGUCAAAGCAAUAUGUAGUGAAUACAGAAUUCACAAUGCCGAUAUUACUCUUCGUUAUGAUGCAACUGCGGAUGACCUCAUAGAUGUCAUUGAGGGCAGUAGGAUAUAUAUGCCUUGCAUCUAUGUUGUGAACAAGAUCGAUCAAAUUACCCUGGAGGAGCUGGAGAUUUUGGAUAAACUUCCUCACUACUGCCCCGUCAGUGCUCAUCUGGAAUGGAAUCUUGAUGGUCUGUUGGAUAAGAUAUGGGAGUAUCUUAAUUUGACUCGAAUAUACACAAAGCCUAAAGGGAUGAAUCCUGACUAUGAAGAUCCUGUAAUCCUGUCAUCUAGAAGGAGGACAGUUGAGGACUUCUGCAACCGAAUCCACAAGGAUAUGCUUAAACAAUUCAAAUAUGCUUUGGUCUGGGGUUCAAGCGCGAAACACAAGCCACAAAGGGUCGGCAAGGAACAUGUGCUUGAGGAUGAGGAUGUUGUUCAGAUAAUAAAAAAGGUGUGAUUGUAGAAGAUAGAAUCCUUUUAAAAGUCAAUUUGGAAGCAACUGACAGGAUUUUCCAGCAGUCAGGAUCUUGCUACGAGAUUUAUCUUCAGUUUCCCAAGCUUUGAUAGACCUAAAACAUUCCCUGUCAUCUGCUUUCUAUUAGCUGAUUAGGUAGAGCAGCGGAGAGCUUUGAUAUGUAAUUAGGCUUUUUGGUGAUCAAGUUACCUUUUAGUAUUCUGUUGACUGCUCGGUUGUAUAAACACCGCACAUAAAAUCUAUUAUGAAAGGGGUAGGUGUGAAUUACAACCAGAAAUAAGUAUGCUAGAACUUCUUGUAACAUGCGCUUUCAAUAUUGAUGCAUUUUUAACUCGUUCUAGGAUUUAA
Messenger RNA from Juglans microcarpa x Juglans regia, 1652 nucleotides. RefSeq names its product developmentally-regulated G-protein 3. The transcript is spliced from 10 exons. Gene Ontology annotation, molecular function: GTP binding; GTPase activity. The record is from RefSeq and is a predicted model, not a curated record. Lineage: Eukaryota; Viridiplantae; Streptophyta; Magnoliopsida; Fagales; Juglandaceae. Gene Ontology annotation, cellular component: cytoplasm. Gene Ontology annotation, biological process: cytoplasmic translation. The coding region runs from base 180 to 1286 and encodes 368 amino acids.